AUGGGGGACCUCUGCAGACUCAGGGUGGUCCUCAGACCUCCUGACCUCAUCUGGGUUAGCCCUUUAGGACCCUCACCACAGACAGUCCAGUCCACCAUAGAACCAGGUCUGACCCGGAUCCUGCCCCCCCGUCAGACCUCCUGUGAAGUUCUCCUCGGUCAGACUCUGAGACCCCCGUCAGUCUGCCGGUCUUUAAGUCUGCUGGAUUAGAGAGUCCUCUUUAUCAGACCCUCCUGGAUCAGGUUCUGAGGACUUCUUUUUUCCUUUAAACCCUUAAAUGUUAAUCCGCCGCCGUUUCACCGCCGUUUCACCGCCGUUUCACCGCCGUUUCACCGCCGUUUCACCGCCGUUUCACCGCCAUCGCUCCUUUCUCAGUCUGAGUUUCUUUAACUUCCUCAUCGCCAUGGUAACAGACCCAGUCAUGGUCAGAGUCUGAAUCCUUUGGGGUCUAAUGAGUCCGGGUUAAAUCUGGACUCAGAGCAGGUUUAGACCCCCCCCCACACACACACACACCUCUGAGUUUGUUUUUUUCUUCGGAAAAAGCCGAUCUUUUUCUCCGAGCGUCUUUUUUUUCCCGUCGCAGUGAUUCUGCGUCUGUUUGAUGUUUGUUCUGAUGCGGACUGACUCUGAUGGACCCGGAUCAGCAGAGUCAUGAUCCCUGGUUCUCCUCCUCAGAACUGAAGCAGUCAGGAGGAGGGGUGCGCCUCCUGUUCUUCUGCUCCUGUCCUCCUCCUCCUCCUCCUCCUCCUCCUCCUCACGUGCUCCUCCUGUAGAAGAUAAGUCACGCUCAUGUUACUCCGACUGUUUGGAUGAAUUCUGCUUUAAAGAUGAACUCUGGGCUUCAGCUGGACCUGGUUCUGGACCGGAACCUUCAGCCGUACCUCAGCAGACCCGGACUCUGACCCGGACUCUGACCCGUGUCUCUGUAGCAGCUCUUCUGUUCGAGGACACGCUAAGAAACCGGACGCUUUAA
This is a messenger RNA of Xyrichtys novacula (pearly razorfish), 973 nucleotides long. The record is from the annotation of a GenBank genome assembly. NCBI's taxonomy places the organism in Eukaryota, Metazoa, Chordata, Actinopteri, Labriformes, Labridae.